This is a messenger RNA of Leptonychotes weddellii (Weddell seal), 3053 nucleotides long. Lineage: Eukaryota; Metazoa; Chordata; Mammalia; Carnivora; Phocidae. The record is from RefSeq and is a predicted model, not a curated record.
AUGGCUGGGUACAAUUUGAGUGCUUACCCUAAUUUUGAUGUUCCAACGACAAGUCCUGCGAUAAUGAAUCUAAAAGACAGAGAAGAGGACCCUAUUGUAAAUAGAAAAUCACCUUUUAGGGAAGACCUUGUCUUGCCCACCAUGAAACCACCCCAAGUGGACUCUGAUGAGGAAGUUAUUAGGUGUUCAGAGCUAGAUGACAACAUAACCACCCCAAAAUGUGUGGACAUGUGCUCUGAAUCUCAGGUGUAUCUGACAAUUGGUGAGUCCCAGAACAAAGCAGGUUUGCCUGAAGAGGAAUGUUGGACUGGCCAGUGGUCUGAUGUUGGAACACAUCCACGGGCAGAUGAGGACCUGCCCAGAAGGAGCCCAGGUCCGGAGGAUGGCCAGGCCCCAGCACUCACCUACAUUGAUGUGAAAUCUAGCAAUAAGAGGCCUUGCAGUACUGAGCCCACAGUGGUCAUUAGAGCUCAGCAGGAGAGUGGGCACUCUGCUUAUAACUAUGAAUCACACAGAGCUGUGCCAGGCCAAGAGGUAGCGGGCGGAGGUCGUCAAAAUGCCAUCCUUUCAGAGAAAAUAACGCUCCAUGAGUCAAGUACUCUAGGAAAGGUUGCAGACCAGGAGGGCAAGAUGGUGCUGCUAAGUCUGAAGCUCAUCCCCUCUGAGCCCUGCGAUCCACUAAACUCGACUUUGAGGGAUCCUUUGAAUGUUAGGGCUUCCCCAAAGGACCCUCACUCAGAGGAGCAGGAGGAAGUGUCGGUGCUCUCUGGGGUCAUCAAGAGAUCUUCUUCCAUCAUCUCUGAUUCAGGCAUUGAGAGCGAGCCAAGCUCUGUUGCCUGGUCCGAGGCACGAAGCAGGGCCCUGGAGUUACCCAGUGACCGGGAAGUCUUGCACCAUCUGGUUCGAAGACAUGCCCUGCAUAGGAACUCCUUAGAGGGUGGACACACAGAGAGCAAUACGAGUUUGCCAAGUGGGAUCCAGGCGUCUCUCACCUCCAUUAGCUCUUUGCCUUUUGAGGAGGAAGAACGGGAGCUGGCACUCACCAAGUUGACCAAGUCUGUGUCUGCACCCCAAAUCAGUAGCCCAGAGGGAUCUGCUGAAGACACGGACACCAUGCAGCAAGGUGGAGGUCUUGCUGAAAGUCCAGCCGUACCCAUGGAGAGCGUAGACUCCCUGGGAUCCAGAAUCCAGGGUGCUGGGGCAGACCAUUCCCUUGUUCAGGUGGUUCCAGGUGCCGACAGCCAGCAGGGCCCUGGUUACAUAGACAUCCCCAAAGGCCCAGAGAGUCAGUUUGAUCCUCAAGGGCCUUGUUACCUUGAUGGCAGGACUGAGAACCCUCUGGGUGUUGAAACCAAAGGUCUUAAUGUAAAAAUACCACGUAUCCUAGCACUUGAAAUCCCUAGGCACGGAUCUUGUCCUAGAGUACUAACGGAGACCCCAGAGGGCAUGCCUGAAGACUUGAAUGUGGGGAAGGGCGCUCUUUCCGACAGCAGCAUCUCAGAUGAUGAGACGAUUGCCCACCAUAAGGUGCCUGAAUGGAGCUGUAGGGCAGCUGCUGAUGCCAGCGGCCUGGAUUCCACGGGCGAGCAGAGCAGCUCACCGCACAUCAUUGAUGAUGCAGCAGUUAGCGAAGGAGCUCACGCUCCUCUGGAGGCUGGACAUGAAGCAGGCACCGUGUGCUCUCCUGUGACUCACUCCAUUCACUCCCAGGUUUUAGGAAACCAAGAGCCAAAGGCAGGCACUUCCGUCAUGGCAUCCCACCUGAGCCCGGCGGAGACCUUCACUCUAGACAGCCUGAAGGCCGUGGAGGUCGUCAACCUGUCCGUGUCUUGCACUGCCACGUGUCUCCCUUUCUCCUCUGUGCCCAAGGAGACCCCUGCCCGGGCUGGGUUCUCUGCCAAGCAGACCCCAUUGCCCAUCACUCAUCAGCCCUUGGGUUCCUUUGCAGUGGUCUCUACGCAUUCGAGCAAGUUGGAGGAAGAAGUCAGUGAAAGGAUGUACAGUUUUUAUCAGGCCAAAGAAAAAUUUAAAAAAGAACUGAAGAUUGAUGGAUUUCUGUACAGUGACUUAUCUGUACUAGCUUCUGAUAUACCGUAUUUCCCACCAGAGGAAGAGGAAGAAAAUUUGGAAGAUGGGAUUCACCUGGUAGUCUGUGUCCAUGGCCUAGAUGGGAACAGUGCGGACCUCCGCCUGGUAAAAACUUUCAUAGAACUGGGACUUCCUGGAGGAAAGCUGGACUUCCUAAUGUCUGAAAAGAAUCAGAUGGACACAUUUGCGGAUUUUGAUACCAUGACGGAUCGGUUGUUGGAUGAGAUCAUUCAGCACAUCCAGUUGUACAACCUCUCCAUAUCCCGAAUUAGCUUCAUCGGCCAUUCCCUUGGCAACAUCAUCAUCCGGUCGGUCCUCACGCGGCCCCGGUUUCGGUAUUACCUCAACAAACUCCACACAUUCCUGUCGCUGUCUGGGCCUCACCUGGGGACGCUGUACAACAACAGCACUCUGGUUAGUACAGGCUUGUGGCUCAUGCAGAAAUUAAAGAAAUCCGGGUCCCUUCUGCAGCUGACCUUCAGGGAUAACGCCGAUCUACGCAAAUGUUUCCUCUACCAACUAAGCCAGAAAACAGGUCUGCAGUAUUUCAAAAAUGUCGUGCUCGUGGCUUCUCCCCAAGAUCGCUAUGUGCCAUUUCAUUCAGCCAGGAUCGAAAUGUGUAAAACUGCCCUCAAAGACAGACACACAGGGCCCGUGUACGCGGAGAUGAUCAACAACCUCCUGCGCCCCCUGGUGGACGCCAAGGACUGCACUUUAAUCCGGCACAACGUGUUCCACGCGCUGCCCAACACUGCCAACGCCCUGAUCGGCCGAGCCGCGCACAUCGCCGUGCUGGACUCCGAGCUCUUCCUCGAGAAGUUCUUCCUGGUGGCGGGGCUCAACUACUUCAAGUAGCGGCGGGGGGCGGGGGGCCGCGGAGGCUUAGCGACCCCUGAGCGCGCUUUAGCCUGGACCUCCUUCGCAGCCCUCUGCCACUCCAGACGGAGCCCCGAGAGGCAGGUGCC